AUGUUGGAGAGCUGCAGCCCUUCUGUGGGGCUCAGUCUUGGGAGCCUCGGGAGCACGGCAGCUCCAGUGACAGCACCUGCUCCUUCUGCUGGUUUCGGAGCCGGGCUCUUUGGAUCUAAACCUGCCACUGGGUUCACUCUAGGAGGAACGAACACAGAAAGAGCAACAGCUGUAACUACAGGAUUAGCUCCGAGCCCGCCGGCCACCACCUCUGCAUCCAUGGCAGGCUUCAGCUUAGGCUUCAGUAAACCCGCGGCGUCCGCCACACCGUUUGCGCUGCCCAUCACGUCUGCCACGGCUGGCGGUCUCACGCUCUCGUCCGCUCUGACGUCGACUCCUGCAGCGUCCACAGGAUUCACUCUGAGCAGCCUGAGUGGGACGGCAGCUGCAGCCACCACUGCACCAGCAGGCCUCUCUUUAGGGGGAGCCUUGACGGGUUUGGGAGGGCCGCUUUUCCAAAGCACAAGCACGGCAGCAUCAGGACUUGGACAAAAUGCUUUAGGUCUGUCUCUGGGAACUGCAGCAGCUUCUUCAGCUGCUGGCAACGAAGGCCUUGGAGGUAUAGAUUUUAGCAGCUCAUCGGAUAAAAAGAGUGAUAAAACAGGAACAAGACCAGAGGAUAGUAAAGCACUGAAGGAUGAGACUCUACCUUCUGUCAUCUGCCAGGACGUGGACAACCUGCAGAAAUUUGUGAAGGAACAAAAACAAGUCCAAGAAGAAAUUAGUAGAAUGUCUUCAAAAGCAAUGCUUAAAGUGCAGGAAGAUAUUAAAGCUCUGAAGCAGCUUUUGUCAUUGGCUGCCAGUGGAUUACAGAGAAACACUCUCAAUAUUGACAAGUUGAAAAUAGAAACUGCUCAGGAGUUAAAAAAUGCUGAAAUAGCUUUAAGAACCCAGAAAACACCACCUGGACUCCAACAUGAGAAUACAGCUCCCGCUGACUACUUCAGAAUCCUNGUUCAGCAGUUUGAGGCGCAGCUCCAGCAGUACAGACAACAGAUUGAAGAACUGGAAAACCAUCUUGCCACCCAAGCGAACAAUUCACAUAUCACCCCUCAAGAUUUGUCAAUGGCUAUGCAGAAAAUUUAUCAAACAUUUGUAGCUUUAGCUGCACAACUUCAGUCUAUUCAUGAAAAUGUGAAGGUGCUCAAAGAACAGUACCUUGGCUACAGGAAAAUGUUCUUGGGAGAUGCUGUGGAUGUGUUUGAAGCCAGGCGAGCAGAAGCCAAGAAGUGGCAGAAUGCGCCCAGAGUCACUACUGGACCCACCCCUUUCAGCAACAUGCCAAACGCAGCAGCCGUUGCCAUGGCUGCAACACUUACGCAGCAGCAACAGCCUGCUACAGGUCUGAAUGCAUUCAAGUUAUAG
Messenger RNA from Lipotes vexillifer (Yangtze River dolphin), 1365 nucleotides. RefSeq names its product nucleoporin 58 (gene NUP58). The record is from RefSeq and is a predicted model, not a curated record. The coding region runs from base 1 to 1365 and encodes 454 amino acids. The transcript is spliced from 14 exons. Gene Ontology annotation, biological process: nucleocytoplasmic transport. Gene Ontology annotation, cellular component: nuclear pore. NCBI's taxonomy places the organism in Eukaryota, Metazoa, Chordata, Mammalia, Artiodactyla, Lipotidae. Gene Ontology annotation, molecular function: structural constituent of nuclear pore.